Molecule: messenger RNA, 1269 nt
Organism: Rotaria sp. Silwood1
Lineage: Eukaryota; Metazoa; Rotifera; Eurotatoria; Philodinida; Philodinidae
Source: the annotation of a GenBank genome assembly
AUGGCUCAAACAACAGAUGAUGUUUCUACUUAUGACUAUAUUAUCAUUGGAGGUGGAACCACUGGUAUAGUUGCAGCUCGACGUUUGGCAGAGAAUAAUGCUAACUUUAGUGUAUGUAUUCUUGAAGCAGGUCCAAGUAAUGAGGAUAUAGUCAACAGUCAUAUGCCUGGUGGUUGGAUAUUGAUGCAAAAAACUCCAGUCGAUUGGUGCUACGAAACUGUUCCUCAAAAAGGAUGUAAUAAUCGUAUUAUAUCUCUUCCACGAGGUCGUUUACUUGGUGGCUGUAGUGCAGCCAAUGGUACAUUAGUUACUCGUGGUCCCAAAGCCGAUUAUGAUCGAAUUGCCGAUAUGGGAAAUCCAGGAUGGAGUUGGAAAGAAAUGUUACCAUUCUUUAAAGCAUCUGAAACAUUUCAUCCAGCUGAAUGGCAUCAGGCAGACUUAAAUAUACAUGGAACUGAUGGACCUUUACAUAUCUCCAUGAGUCCUCUUGCACCCAUAGGUGAAAAAAUUCUUGAAUCAUUUAUCGAUAGUGGUUUUGAUUACAAACCAGAUAUGUUUGUUCAAGGAGAGUAUGAAGGUGUUGGGCACGUUGGUCGUACAGCUUACAAUGGUAUUCGUUCAACAAGUGCAGAUUUUAUUAACAAAUACGAUAAAACAAAUCUUAUAGUUCGAACAGGUGCAUUUGUGGAUAGAAUCAUUCUGGAAAAGAGUGAUGAAAAAGAAGGUGAAUACAAAGCAGUCGGCGUGGAAGCACAUGAUAAUACAAAUAGUCAACCGAUAAUUAUCAAAGCGAACAAAGAAAUUAUUUUAAGUGCUGGUGCUUAUAAUUCUCCAAUGGUUUUGAUGCAUUCUGGUAUUGGUUCGGAAAAGCAUCUUAACGAAGUGGGGAUUGGUUGUAAAAUUAAUUUACCUGGUGUUGGUGAAAAUCUUCAAGAUCAUAUAAUUGUUUGCACGUCCUAUCAAGUGAACGAUCCGAAUCUCACAUACGAUCGAUUUCUUUAUCAUCAUCCAGAUGGUCUUACAUUAGCGGUCAAAGAAUGGCAAGACACUAAGACAGGCGUAAUGACGAGUUUGCCGCUCGCUGUUAUGGCUCUUACCAGAAUCGACAAAACGAUUCAAGAUCCUGCUUGGGAAGCUGCAAAAGCCAAACAACAGAGCAAAAAUUCAUCAAACUCUGAUCCAACUGGACAGUGGCCGAAUCAACCUCAUAUCGAACUCAUUACUACUCAGUUAUAUAUGGGCCUACCUGACUUUUUAGAUGCUGGUUAG